Helicoverpa zea (corn earworm) is the source of this 4111-nucleotide messenger RNA. RefSeq names its product breast cancer type 1 susceptibility protein-like. Gene Ontology annotation, biological process: double-strand break repair via homologous recombination; negative regulation of fatty acid biosynthetic process; positive regulation of transcription by RNA polymerase II. Gene Ontology annotation, molecular function: ubiquitin-protein transferase activity. The transcript has 9 exons. Gene Ontology annotation, cellular component: BRCA1-BARD1 complex; BRCA1-A complex; plasma membrane. The record is from RefSeq and is a predicted model, not a curated record. Lineage: Eukaryota; Metazoa; Arthropoda; Insecta; Lepidoptera; Noctuidae. The coding region runs from base 285 to 3938 and encodes 1217 amino acids.
AUGACAAAAGGCGCCAAAAAAUUAUAGGAAGCAUUUUGUUUUUCUGUUUUUUCUUCUAAUUCUUUUUCCUAUUGUGUCUGUGUUAAAGUAAAGCCAACCUGUGUAUAUGUAUAAUAUCGCUAUUUUAGCAAUACUUCUAGUGUUAUUGGAGUAGUUAAUAACUCGUGUUAAUUGAGUAGACCAUUCAUAAUAAAGAAUUGCCUAAAAGUGGAAGAAAACAAGUGCUGAUUCUCAUGAAUAAACCGGUACUGGUAUAGAACACUACCCUCACUGCCCUGGCAAAAAUGAGUCUUAAAGACUUAGAUCUGACCAAGUUGUCGAAACUAGCAUCCAAUCAAAUUGACCUCGUAACUUGUUUAGAAUGCUGUAAAUAUUACAUAGCUCCUGCGACUGCUGCUUGCGGCCACACUCUGUGUCAUACGUGCUGGCGAGGACGUCGAACGUGCCCAACUUGUGCAACAUCGCUUGACCGUAAAACUCUAAAGCUAAACAUUCCACUUCAAACAUUGACGGACCAUGUUCAAGUGCUUGGUGAAGCAUUCAAGAGUCUUUUUAACAUUAAAUUAGACGAGUUUAAACUUGAUACACCAGGUGAAAUUGACUCAGAAAAAGAUACAGAUAAAAAUGUACAGGACUGGCUAGUAAGCUCUCAAAAUCAUUUUUCAGCACCCCUACAGAAUUCUGAAACAUUUUCACAAGACAUACAACAACCAAGCAAUCCAUUAGAGAUUUCAGCGAGCAAUAUAAUUAUUCAUACAGAUACCAAGAAAGCUGGAAGCCCACCAAAAGUAGUUCAUGUGCCACCACCGCAGGAUGACUGGGACAAAAUUGAACCAAUGCCGGAUCCUAAAGAAACUGCAAAAAAAUACGAUAAUGUGGUGGGUCCUAUGGAUAUAGAACCGUUUUUUAUAGAGGACACUGAAUAUAGCACUGAUAACCCCCGUAGGAGUUCUAGGAAAAGGGAUGUAAAAAAAGAUAAUUCCAAUGCCCGCACACAUGAUAAUUCUUCUAACAUGCAUAGUUCUAGAGACUCCAGUGCUGAUAAUGAUAAGAAAUCAGCCAAACAAAAUUGGAAUAAUGUUAAAAGAAUGAGAAAGGAAUUCAGUAAGUUAAACAAGCAGAAUAGAAACAAAUUGAAUGUCUCGAUUGAAAUGGUUAAGAAAACACAGAACCUUAAGCCAGCCGUGAAUACUCCUGUGACUACACAACCUCUUUACAACAUUGAUGACAAUACCCCAGAAUAUAGCAAUAAAGAAAAUCAAGUUAUUAAUAUGGAUAUAAGUGGUGACAAACAGGCAGACAAUGCACCUCAAAAUCUAGCAGUACAAUCUGAAGAAAAAGUAAUCUAUGAUAACAAAUCUGACAAAAGGGAAAACCAAGAGCCACAAAACAUUAUUCCACAUCGUGAUGAUAGGAACAAUAUACAAAAUAAAGAAGUUUUCACUGAUGAUCCACAUCAUGAAAAUCCUGAAGGAGCAAGAACAAAAAUGCAGUUUAUAAAAAAAAGUGCAUUAAAUCCAAAGACGGCAGAUAAUUAUGAUUUUGCUGUAAAUCAUGGUGCUGCCCCACCAGUUACUCCCGAAAAUUCAGAUGACAUAGAGAUUUCUAUUAAAGUGGGAAAUACAAUUACUAACAUAGUAAUAAAGAAGAAACACAAUGAUGUACAAGUAAAAAUCAAUACAGAUCGAGAAGUUCAAACAUCAUUAGGUCCUCAUCAAAUAACUGAACACAAUAGUGGUGUGACCAAGGAUAGUAAUACACACAACAUAGACAUUAACAUAGAAAAUGUGAGAACCAAGGACCAAGAUGUCCAAACAGCAGAUAAAAAUAUUAAACAAACUACUGGAAUAAAUAUAAAUGAGUGUAACAAACCAGCAGUAGUAGACUCAAACUUAAAUAAAACUACAUCAGAUAAGAAAAAUACAGCAUCAGCUGAAACAGCUACUGCUCAAUUUGAAAUCACUGACAGUGUUGAAAAAGAACUCUCUAAAAUAAUGGAGUGUGAAUCAGUAGUUGAAAAAGAUAAAAGUUGUAAAAGUAAUGUAGUUGCACUCACACAAGUCAGAGGACAAACUGCAAACAAGAUUAUACAACAGACUGAGACUAUAGAUGAUCUAAAUGAUUUAGAUAUUUUCAACAGUGGCUCAGUUAAAGAAGCUAAUGUACAUCUUUUGAAGGAACAUGCACCCUCAGAAAUAUUAGUUUCCACGGUUCAAAGUAAAUUCAGAACGCAGAAACUAGCUGAGAAGCGCAAUAGAGACAAUAAUGAUGAGGGAGCGGUACCCAAGAACAAGAAAGUGAAAAUAAGCUCAGCAGAAAAGAAUAAAGGAGAACCUGACAGUGAACCUAUAAACUAUGACGAGGUUAUGGGUCAAGUGUUUGCCAACAUUGAUGCAGAUAUGGAAGACAUCAGAAAAAGUCAAGACAUAGCCAGUUCUUCUAUUUUAAAGGAUACAAGGUUUGGCAUUAAUGAAGAGCCUUCUCAAAAAAUUAAAAGUACAUCACAAAUACAAAAAACGCAAGUAAUAAGUAAGGUAACAAACCAAAUGAAUGAAGAAAUAACUCCCAAUUUAAAUGAAUACUUUAACGAAAAACAUAGUGAAAAUGUAUUUUCUAUUUUGGAAAAGGAAGAUGAAAAUUCAGAAGCUGUCAAACAUGACAAAAUUCCACAAGCUGAAGAAUUUUUGACACCAGUUGUACGUCACAACUCCUCCCAGGAGAGUCAAGAUGGCAAUGUUAGAACAAAUAAAAUGGCCCAGUCACAAGAUUAUGAUGAUUCAGACAAGAGUGUGGUUGAGGAAACACCACAAAAAAAUUUAUCAAUGCCGAAACUGAAACGAGCAAGUACAUCAAAUCAAUCACAAAUGAACUUGAGUGAAACAACAAAGAAGAUAUCUCUAAGAAAAUCCACAUCUUCAAUAAAGAGCAUUAUUAACUUAACUGACACUAUAACUGAAUCUGGUAGAGAUGCCACUGUCAUAGAAGCUGGUCAAAAAGCAGCGCUGGAGACCCCACUAACUAUUACCAAGUUUGCUAAUCAAAUACAGUAUAAAUCUACACCAAUGGCGAGAAAAUCACUUAAUUUUGAGAAUGAAAAUGAUGAUAAUGAUCCGGAACAGACCCUUUGCCCUACUUCUGAAGUGAUAGCGAAAACGACACAAGAAAAGGAGUUUAUGAGUAAAGCGUUUGAGUGUACGCCCGUGACUCCCACCGCGCGGCCGCUCAUGGCGCGGAACCUGGCGCUCAACACCAACAGAAAGUAUUGCUUAGCUGGUUCAUGUUUAACUUCUGGGGAAAUAACAAAAGUCAAGAUUCUUUGCAAUGAACGCAAAUGGAGCUAUGUGGAUAAGUACACAAAGGAUAUCACACACUUAAUUGUAGGCGUUGAUGAAGAAAAGAAGUCGCAAAGAUCUGUGAAAUACAUGUGCGCGUUAGCGGCCUCUAAGUGGAUUGUAUCAUUCGAGUGGAUCAAGAAAUGUUUGCAGACUAAGGAUAUUGUUAAUGAGGAAUAUUUCGAAGCUUUAGAUAGCACAGGUGAGCCGGGUCCCAGACGCUCUCGAAUCUCGAAGAAGAAGCUGUUUGAAGGCAUCACGUUUUACUGCAUGCCACCAUUCAGCGUGCUUGAUGUAGACACGUUGAAGAAUAUGCUACUGGCUGCUGGCGGUCGCGUUGUGUCAGAUCCCAAACAAAUCAGGAUAUCCGAGGAAUCGCACCAACCCGCCCUGUUACUGGCCGAACCAGAGGAUACACAAGAAAAUCGAUUUACAUACAUUGCGAUGGAGCAAGGUGUAGUGCCAGUUAACUACGAGUGGGUUCUCAACUGCCUCGGCAACUACACCCUAGGAUCAGUGCAGGAGCUACUUCUGUGUCCAUCUUACUUGCUGCCACCAGCGACUGCUAAAUGGCCUGCAAUAUUGCUAACUCAAGAUAAUGAUUAAAUUGUUAUCAAAUUAUAUUUUUUUAUAAUUAUAAUUAUGUUCUGAAGAUGGUGACUAAUUUUAGUGGAGUAAAUACUUAGGUACUAUAACGUUUACACAUAUGUGUGCCUUAUAGACUUUAUGCGAAUAAUAAGAUUUAUAAUAAGUUAUGGAAUAAAUAUUUUAUACCUGUA